Molecule: messenger RNA, 405 nt
Organism: Colius striatus (speckled mousebird)
Lineage: Eukaryota; Metazoa; Chordata; Aves; Coliiformes; Coliidae
Gene: IAPP
Product: islet amyloid polypeptide
Exons: 3
Coding region: 1-405 (134 amino acids)
Cellular component (GO): extracellular region
Molecular function (GO): hormone activity
Source: RefSeq, a predicted model, not a curated record
AUGUGUAACCUAAAACUGACAGUUUUCUUCAUUGCACUUUCUGUCACUCUGAGUUGUUUGGAAGCUGCACCUAUUGGGAAAUUCCUAUCUGCAGCUGAUGAUCUAUCUGACAGUACUUCAAAGAGACAAGGAUGGAUAUUGCCAGUAAUGUCACCGAAUAUACUCUCAGGACUUAGUGAGGAAAUGCCAGAACUACCAGCAGCAAACACAAAAAGUCAUCAUCUGGAGAAACGGAAAUGCAACACUGCUACAUGUGUGACACAACGCUUGGCUGACUUUUUAGUUCGUUCCAGCAACAACAUUGGAGCCAUUUAUUCACCUACGAAUGUUGGGUCCAAUACAUAUGGGAAGAGAGACACAGUUGGGCUUUUAAGCAGAGAAUCUCAAAACAAUGCACAGCUUUAG